AUGUCCGAACCGUUUGACAAAGCUCUACACGCAUGGCAGACACAAAGAUCCUUCAGGGAUUGUAACAAACCUGCAAUGAUGCCUUCGGGUUAUAAACCCAAACUUCCUUUGGCACUCGACAACAUAUCUUUUACUUUCUGGAAUAAAUUCAGGCCUGCAGCAGAGUACUCAAAGUCGUCUGAGGCUUUGUCGGGGAUCCCAGCCCGAAUUUCCAACUGUCACUUUGAAUUUCCGUUAAAGCAACAAGUGCUUGGGAUAAUGCCGUUUGCUUGGUUGUCAAAAAAUCAGCGGUCACCACCGCCACCACCUAUUGACCAGUUCUCAUCUCUUGAAGACAAUAUGACUAUAAAGUCUACUGUCUAUAAAGUAAAUGUCGCAAUAGAG
This is a messenger RNA of Paraglomus occultum, 384 nucleotides long. Lineage: Eukaryota; Fungi; Glomeromycota; Glomeromycetes; Paraglomerales; Paraglomeraceae. The record is from the annotation of a GenBank genome assembly.